UUAAUCAAGAGGGCUUGACAGGGAUUAUACCAGAAGCUAAACCUAAAUGGAAGUUACAAAUGGCAAAAACUGAGUUCCUGCAAGAGGUUGAGCCAAAAGAAAAGACACAAACCUCAUCGAGAUGUUUAAAGCCAGGAUAAGGAUCUAUUUUGGGAAAGAUCAUUGAUCUAACUGAUAUUUUGGAAGAAAAGGAACAAGGAUAUCCAAAGAAAUAUUCAUCAUGAAUCCAAAGGAGAUUACCAAGAUUCUGAGGACACAGACUGAUUCUAUCUAUACUAUGAGUCAUGCGAAGCAGAUACCCGAACUGCCACCUUUGCCUGCAGAAGCGGCUUUGGAACCCUCUCAACUGUAUCAGAUGAUCCAAGAGAGCAGUCAUUUCCCCACUCUAAUGCAGCGAGCCUCCUGGAUGCUGGCAGUGCCGCUGAAGGAGCAGCGCUAUUUCCGCAGCCCAAGCAACUCCAUUGGAAACAACUACACCCCGACUGCACGGGACCUGAAGAUGAAAGAUCUGCAGAAGGUGGUUUCAUCUGUCCGAAUGAAAAAUGCCCCUGGGUCCGCCAAACAGAAAGCUGAAUAUCCACCUGCAAAGGAAUAUGCUCCAUCGGAAAAGAAGAUGAAAAUGGCUGAAACCACAUCCCAAGUGUGCAGUUUAGAUGUGCUGAGUCUGGAUAUUAAAGUGGUGGACAAUGGAAUCCCCCAUUAUUCUGACAGCCAUCCUCUGACUCCGGAGGAGCAACUUGUUGUGAUGCGUCAGCAUGAGGAAGAGAUCAGCAAAGGAGAAAAGGCACCCACAGAGGAAGAUCUGGAGAGAUACUGUUAUUAUAUCCACAAAGGCAUUCGGAAAGACAUGUUGGCGCCACAGGAUGAAAAAGUGAUGAACAAUAUUUUGAUCCAUAUUCCAAAUCAUUUUCUUGUCAACCCAGAUCUGGAGGAAUUAUUGAAUGGUUUAAUGGAAGAAAUUCAAAGUGAUUACCAGCUUUGGCUCAUGAAAAACAUUGUUGAUUACAUCUUGAUGGAUCCAGAUGAGAGAAAAAGACUCUUUAUACACAGCAUUCCCCAAUCCUUUCCCCAGCGAGUGAUCCGGGCUCCGGUUCCCUGGCACAAAAUGUAUCAAGAAGCAAAAAACUGGAACGAGAGCCACCUCUUCACAGUUAAUCCUAUGAUGCUCACUCUGCAGCAUCUCUGGUUUACUGAGUUUUCUGAACUGAGAUUUGUUCAUACCAAGGAGAUCCUUGAUGGUGAUUUGCCCCUUCUGCCAAGUGAAUUUGAAGAGUUGAUCCAAAGGCAGUGCCAGGAAGCGCAUGACAUCCUUGAGACCAGAUGGAUCCCCCAGUGUGCAGACCUUUUUGUUGAUCAGAAAGAAAAGUGGUUGCAUCUUGCCCCACAAAAUGACUUUGAUUCUUCUCAGCAAAUAGAGGAAUAUUUUGCUUCAGUAGCCAUCCUGAUGUCCUUGCAACUACGGGAGAUGGUCAUUAAUUCUCUAGAAGACCUCCUCACCUUUUUUAAGAUACACAAGGACGGAAAUGACUUUGGUGACACUUAUCAUGAUAUGCAGUUCUUUAUUCCGCAAAUACUGGUCAUCAAAUUGGAUGUGGAAGAACCUUCUAUUAUAUUUGAGCCGGAUGUGAGAAAUUUAUGGGAUUUAAUCUACCGCUGUUUUAUUGAGAUUCUCAAGCAUUCUGAAGGUCUCCCAAAGGUUCAAGUUAAACUCUUCCCAGAAUUAAAAGGAGAUGACCUAAUUCUUCGUACUGUCAACGAGAAUGAAACAUUGGUGGCAGACUAUGUAAAAAAAACUGCAGAGAUAUUUAACCUCAAUCUAAUUGGUCCACAAAAGUACUUGAAUGUGUACAGGAAAUACAACGAUCUCUUGAAUAACAAUGCUGACAAAGAUGUGACUGAAUUUUUAAGCAAAAGACACGAUCUGGAAGAUUUUGUAGAGAAAAUUGAUGGCUUGACAAAACUGAAGAAAGAAAUUGCUUCCUUGCAUGUCACUGUUCCCUUGGCCAUGUUCUGCCUGGAUGCCCUGAAACUGAAUGAAGAACUUUGCCAUCGGACCCAGAAGCUGAAGGACAGAUUGAUUGAGUUUGAAGUUGAUGAAAACAGGAGGAUUAACGAGAGCAUUUGCAACCAGUACAAUAUAAUUGCAGACAAAGUCAGUGAAGUGCCUUUGACCACUGAGGAGCUGGUUGAACUCACAGCCUACCUGAAAAAGUCCAGCGAAGUGACAGUGUUUAAGCUGCGCCGGGAAAUCAGAGAAGCCAUUUACCGGCUGGAGUUCUUAAUGGACUAUGCUGACCUUCCAAGUGAUGAUAUCAAACUAAAUAGUACAGUUCUGCAUUGGCCGGAUAGAAUUGAAGAUAUCUUUGACACCAGUCGGAAUCAACUCAUGAACAGGAGGGAUCAAGUUGAGGUUGCCCUGAUAAAAAGAUGCUCUGAAUUUGAAACUAUACUUGAAGGUUAUAACAAAGAAGUGGAAAGUUUCCGGAAGAAGGACGUCAUGACCAUGGAAGAAAUGAAGAAUAACGUUGAAAAAUUCACUGAGUUGUCAAAGAAUUUGGACCACGCUCUUCUGGAAUAUGAGGCUAUUAAUCAAGAAGAAGAGUUACUUGAACGAGAGAAAAGUCAGUUUCCUCUGCUGCAAACCAUCAUUACACACAAGAUCCCUUUUGAACAACUUUGGGUGACUGCUUACCACUUUCAUUUGAAAUCUGAGGAAUGGAUGAAUGGGCCUGUCCAACUCUUAAACUCUGAAGAAAUCAGCGAGGAUGUCUCCAGUAUGUGGCGAACCAUGUAUAAAUUGACAAAGACCUUUAUAGAUCUUCCUGGCCCCAAACGUAUGGCAGAAAAUGUGAAAUUUAAAAUUGACAAGUUCAAACAACAUCUGCCCGUCCUCUCAAUUGCCUGCAAUCGUGGGAUGAAAGACCGCCACUGGGAACAGAUCAGUGAGAUAGUGGGCUAUGAGAUACGGCCAGAUGAAACUACUUCAUUGAUGAAUAUGUUAGAAUAUGGGCUAUCGAAAUAUAUUGACAAAAUCGAGCCCAUUGGUGCAGCAGCUAGCAAAGAAUAUUCCUUAGAGAAAAACAUGGAGAAGAUGAAGUCAGAGUGGGUCAAUAUCCGCUUCUGUUUUGUAAAAUACAGGGAUACGGAUACCAGCAUCCUUUCAGCAAUCGAUGACAUUCAACUUUUGCUGGAUGACCACAUCAUCAAGACACAGACCAUGUGUGGCUCGCCAUUUAUCAAGCCGAUAGAAGGAGAAUGUCGGAGGUGGGAAGAAAAACUUGUCCUGAUGCAGGAAAUUUUGGACAACUGGUUAAAAUGUCAGGCAACGUGGCUCUACUUGGAGCCCAUCUUCAGCUCUGAAGACAUUAUUGCUCAAAUGCCAGAAGAAGGACGAAAAUUUGGAAUAGUGGAUACUUACUGGAAGGACAUCAUGGUCCAAGCGGUUAAAGACACUCGAGUCCUCAUUGCUACCGAACAGCCCAAGAUGUUGAGCCGACUUCAAGAAGCAAAUCUGCUUUUGGAAGACAUCCAGAAGGGCCUGAAUAAUUACUUAGAAAAGAAAAGAUUAUUUUUCCCAAGGUUCUUCUUCCUUUCAAAUGAUGAGUUGCUGGAGAUUUUAUCUGAAACCAAAGAUCCUCUUCGUGUUCAACCACACUUGAAGAAGUGCUUUGAGGGAAUUGCAAAACUGGAGUUCAGCGAAAGCUUGGAAAUUACAGGAAUGAUCAGUUCAGAGAAGGAAGUUGUUCCUUUUAUUAAGAAAAUCUAUCCAGCCCAUGCCAGGGGCAUGGUUGAGAAGUGGCUGUUGCAAGUGGAAGAAAUGAUGCUAGCCAGCAUUAGGCAAGUCUUAGAAAAUGGCAUCAAAGGCUAUGAUGAGGUUCCUCGAAAAGCAUGGGUGCUGCAGUGGCCCGGACAAAUAGUUAUCUGUGUCUCUUCAAUCUUCUGGACAAAAGAAGUUUCGGAAGCCAUAAAGGAAAACAGUUUACCUAGUUUUUUGGAGAAAAGCAACAGGCAGAUUGCAGACAUUGUGGAGCUGGUGAGAGGGAAGCUGUCGAGUGGAGCCCGGCUGACCCUGGGUGCCCUCACAGUCAUUGAUGUGCAUGCACGUGACGUGGUUGCAAAAUUGUCUGAAGACAAAGUUUCAGAUCUGAACGAUUUCCAGUGGAUUUCUCAGCUGCGAUAUUAUUGGGAAAACAGAGAUGUGAUAGUUCGAAUGAUUACAACAGAAGCCAAAUACGGAUAUGAAUAUCUGGGCAACUCGCCACGUUUGGUGAUAACUCCACUGACUGAUCGAUGUUAUAGGACCUUAAUGGGAGCAUUGAAAUUAAACCUAGGAGGAGCUCCUGAAGGACCGGCUGGCACCGGGAAAACUGAAACUACUAAGGAUCUUGCCAAAGCAUUGGCUAAGCAGUGUGUGGUCUUCAAUUGCUCAGACGGUCUUGAUUACAAAGCCAUGGGCAAAUUCUUUAAAGGACUGGCACAGGCUGGUGCUUGGGCCUGCUUUGAUGAGUUCAACAGAAUUGAGGUUGAAGUACUCUCCGUGGUAGCACAGCAGAUCCUCAGUAUUCAACAGGCUAUUAUUCGCAAGCUCCGGACAUUUCUCUUUGAAGGCACAGAAAUUUCUCUUAAUCCAACUUGUGCAGUAUUCAUCACAAUGAAUCCUGGGUAUGCUGGGCGAGCUGAACUUCCUGAUAACCUCAAGGCUUUAUUCCGAACAGUAGCCAUGAUGGUCCCAGAUUAUGCUUUGAUUGGUGAAAUUUCACUUUAUUCAAUGGGAUUUCUUGACUCCAGAAGCCUUGCCCAGAAAAUUGUUGCCACAUACCGUCUUUGCUCUGAACAGUUGUCAUCACAACAUCAUUAUGAUUAUGGGAUGCGAGCGGUCAAAUCAGUCCUGACAGCAGCAGGGAACUUGAAACUAAAAUAUCCUGAAGAAAAUGAAAGUGUGUUGUUGCUUAGAGCUCUGUUGGAUGUUAACUUAGCUAAAUUUUUGGCACAAGAUGUCCCUUUAUUUCAGGGAAUCAUAUCUGAUUUGUUUCCUGGAAUUGUCCUUCCACAACCUGAUUAUGUACUUUUCAUCCAAGCGUUGAAUAGCAAUAUUGAGAAAAUGAAUCUUCAACCAGUUCCCUGGUUUAUUGGGAAAAUUAUUCAGAUUUAUGAGAUGAUGAUGGUGCGUCAUGGCUUUAUGAUUGUUGGAGAACCAAUGGGGGGCAAAACUAUGGCCUAUAAGGUGCUUGCUGCCGCACUUGGGGAUUUGAGCCAAGAAGAAUCAAUGGAGGAAUCUGCUGUUGAAUACAAAAUUAUCAAUCCUAAAGCGAUCACCAUGGGGCAGCUGUACGGAUGUUUUGACCCCAUUAGCCAUGAAUGGACAGAUGGCGUUCUGGCCAACACCUUCAGGGAGCAGGCUUCCUCCACCAAUGAAGACAGAAAGUGGAUCAUCUUUGAUGGCCCAGUUGAUGCUGUUUGGAUAGAAAACAUGAAUACUGUAUUAGAUGAUAACAAGAAGUUGUGCUUGAUGAGUGGGGAGAUCAUUCAGAUGAGUGCACAAAUGAGCUUAAUCUUUGAGCCAGAAGAUCUUGAGCAAGCAUCUCCAGCAACCGUUAGCAGGUGUGGCAUGAUUUACAUGGAGCCUCAUCAGUUGGGCUGGAAACCUUUGAAGGAUUCUUAUCUGAACACGCUGCCUUUAAAUCUACAUGAUGUACACAGAGAAUUGGUUGACGACCUUUUUAUGUGGCUCGUUCAGCCUUCUUUGGAAUUUAUUCGCCAUCAUUGCAGAGUCUUGGUUCAGACCUCUCCUAUUCAUCUUACCCACACCAUGAUGACUUUGUUUGAUGCUUUGCUUGAUGAAAUCAGGAAUUCCAGUGAGGAAGACUCAGGAGAGGUCAUGUCCAGCCAGCAGAUAACCCUAUGGCUGCAGGGCCUGUUCCUCUUCGCUCUGGUUUGGACCAUCGGGAGCACUGUGAACGCAGAGGGCCGGAAGAAAUUUGACAAUUUUUACCGAAACCUUUUGAUGGGAAUGGAUGAUGAGAACCCGCGCCCCAAAAGCGUGAAGCUGACCAAAAACAAUCUAUUUCCAGAAAGAGGGAAUGUGUAUGACUUUUAUUUUCAUAAACAAGCCAGUGGACAGUGGAACAUGUGGACAGAUUAUAUAACAAAGGAGGAGCAAACAAUUGCUGCUGGAGCAAAGGUCUCAGAACUGAUCAUCCCAACCACAGAAACUGCCCGGCAGUCCUUUUUCCUCAAAACCUACGUGGAACAUGAAAUCCCCAUGUUGUUUGUGGGACCCACUGGCACAGGGAAAUCAGCCAUCACCAACAGCUUCCUCAUCCAGCUUCCCAAGGCCAAAUAUAUACCGAACGUCAUCAACUUCUCUGCCAGGACCUCCGCCAAUCAAACACAGGAUAUUAUCAUGUCAAAGCUGGACAGGAGAAGGAAGGGUCUUUUUGGGCCCGCCAUAGGAAAAAAAGCCAUUGUCUUUGUGGAUGACUUAAACAUGCCAGCCAAGGAAAUAUACGGCGCUCAGCCCCCGAUUGAACUCCUUCGGCAAUGGAUUGAUCAUGGCCACUGGUACGAUAAGAAAGAUACCACGAGGCUGGAUGUUGUGGACGUUCUCUUUCUUUCGGCCAUGGGUCCUCCAGGUGGGGGAAGGAAUGAUAUUACAGGGCGCUUUGUCCGGCAUUUGAACAUCAUCUCUAUCAGUUCUUUUGAUGAUGAAGUUUUAACCAAGAUUUUCACUUCCAUCGUAGACUGGCAUUUCAGCAAAGGGUUUGAACCUACCUUUUUAAGACUUGGCAAAAUGCUGGUCCACGCAACCAUGAAUAUUUACAAGCUGGCCAUGGAGAACUUCCUCCCAACUCCUUCGAAAUCUCACUAUGUCUUCAAUCUACGUGAUUUCUCCCGUGUGAUUCGAGGGGUGCUGCUAUGCCCACAUACACAUUUACAGGAUGGAGAAAAACUGAUCAGACUUUGGAUUCAUGAAGUUUAUCGAGUCUUUUAUGACCGCUUGAUCGAUGCCGAAGACAGAGAAGUGUUUUUUAAUAUGAUGAGAGAAACAACCUCUGACUGUUUUAAACAAAGUGUCGAUAAGGUACUAAGCCAUUUGUCUCGUACCAGCAAAAUCACUGAUGACAACAUUCGGAGUCUCUUCUUUGGAGACUAUUUCAAGCCAUCCAGUGACAAAAAGAUAUAUGAUGAGAUCACGGACUUGCAGAAACUGACAUCGGUCAUGGAAUACUACCUGGAGGAAUUCAACAAUAUCAGCAAGGCCCCUAUGUCUUUGGUCAUGUUUAAAUUUGCCAUUGAGCACAUUUCCCGCAUCUGUCGCGUCCUGAAGCAAGACAAUGGCCAUCUGCUUCUGGUGGGCAUUGGUGGGAGUGGCCGGCAGAGUGCCACCAAGCUGGGCACCUUCAUGAACUCAUACGAGCUCUUCAUGAUUGAGAUCACCAAGUUCUACACCAUGAACGAAUGGAGGGAGGACGUUAAGAGGGUCAUGCUGCAAUCGGGGGUGGCCAACAAGAGCACGGUGUUCUUGUUCUGCGACAACCAGAUAAAAGAUGAGUCUUUUGUUGAGGAUAUCAACAUGCUUCUGAACACUGGGGAUGUGCCUAACAUUUUUGCAGCAGACGAGAAGGCAGACAUUGUGGAGAAAAUGCAGAGUGCGGCUAGGACUGAAGGAAGGAGGAUUGAAGCCACACCUCUGGCCAUGUAUAACUUUUUUAUUGAGCGUGUGAAGAAAAAUCUACACAUUGUUCUAGCAAUGAGCCCAAUUGGAGAUGCAUUCCGGAAUCGCUUACGAAUGUUCCCAUCGCUGAUCAAUUGUUGCACUAUCGAUUGGUUCCAGCGGUGGCCCACAGAUGCUCUGGAAAUGGUUGCAAACAAAUUCUUAGAGGAUGUGAAGCUGGAAGACGAAAUCAGAAAAUCGGUUGUAUUCAUGUGCAAGUAUUUUCAAGAGAGCGUAAGGGAACUCUCGGUCAGUUAUUACAACAUUCUUCGAAGGCACAAUUACGUCACACCCACAUCCUACUUGGAAUUAAUUCUGACUUUUAAAACCCUGCUGAACUCCAAAAGGCAUGAAGUUGAUAUGAUGAGGAACCGCUACCUUGUAGGCCUUCAAAAACUUGACUUUGCAGCUUCACAAGUUGCAGUCAUGCAAAAAGAAUUGACGGCCCUCCAGCCUCAGCUGAUCGAAACCUCUGCAGAGACGGAGAAAAUGAUGCUUCACAUUGAGAAGGAAACGGCUGAGGUCGACGCCAAGAAAGAGCUGGUGGCUGGUGAUGAAAAGGAGGCCAAUGAAGCUGCUGCUGUGGCACAGGGGAUCAAGGAAGAAUGUGAGGGGGAUCUGGCUGAGGCCAUGCCAGCUCUUGAGGCUGCCCUCGCGGCUCUGGAUACCUUGAACCCUGCGGAUAUUUCUCUCGUCAAAUCCAUGCAGAAUCCGCCAGGGCCCGUCAAACUCGUCAUGGAAAGCAUUUGUGUCAUGAAAGGGAUAAAACCCGAAAGGAAGCCUGAUCCGACUGGAAGUGGUAAAAUGAUAGAAGAUUAUUGGGGAAGCUCCAAAAAGGUCCUGGGUGAUCUGAAAUUCCUUGAGGGCUUAAAGACGUAUGACAAAGAUAACAUUCCCCCUGUGGUCAUGAAGAGAAUUAGAGAGAAGUUUAUCAACCAUCCAGAUUUUCAGCCCGCAGUCAUAAAAAACGUCUCUUCUGCCUGCGAAGGCUUAUGUAAGUGGGUGAGAGCCAUGGAAGUCUACGACCGUGUUGCGAAGGUAGUUGCUCCAAAACGGGAACGACUCAAAGAGGCUGAAGGCUUGCUUGAUAUACAAAUGCAGAAACUCAAUAAAAAGCGAGCGGAACUCAAGACUUUGAUGGAUCGUCUCCAAGCUUUGAAUGAUGACUUUGAAGAAAUGAAUAACCGAAAGAAAGAGCUUGAGGACAAUAUUGAAAUGUGCUCCCAGAAACUGAUACGAGCUGAAAAACUGAUCAGUGGGUUAGGAGGUGAGAAGAACAGGUGGACGGAAGCAGCCCGCCUGCUUGGGAUCCGGUACACAGAUCUGACAGGAGAUAUCUUGCUGUCUUCAGGUACAGUAGCUUAUCUGGGGGCCUUCACUGUCGAUUACCGUCUUGAAUGUCAGCAGAAGUGGUUGGCCUUAUGCAAGGAGGAGAAUAUUCCAUGCUCAAAUGAUUUCAGCCUGAGUAACACUUUAGGGGAUCCAGUCAAGAUUCGUGCCUGGCAGAUUGCAGGAUUGCCCAUUGAUUCCUUUUCAAUUGACAAUGGCAUCAUUGUUUCCAACUCUCGACGAUGGGCCCUAAUGAUCGAUCCUCAAGGUCAAGCCAACAAGUGGGUCAAAAAUAUGGAAAAGGGCAAUAAACUCUCUGUCAUCAAAUUAUCUGACACCAAUUACGUAAGGUCAUUGGAAAAUGCUAUCCAGUUUGGAACCCCAGUCCUACUUGAAAAUAUUGGUGAGGAACUGGAUGCUUUUUUGGAGCCUGUUUUGCUAAAAACAACAUUCAAGCAGCAGGGAGUUGAGUAUAUGAGACUUGGCGAAAAUAUUAUUGAAUUCUCAAGAGACUUCAGAUUUUACAUAACAACUCGCUUGAGAAAUCCUCAUUAUCUUCCUGAAGUGGCGGUGAAGGUUUGCCUGCUCAAUUUCAUGAUUACACCUCUUGGACUUCAGGAUCAGCUUCUUGGGAUUGUAGCUGCCAAGGAAAAACCUGAACUGGAAGAAAAGAAGAACAAGCUGAUUGUUGAGAGUGCAGCUAACAAGAAACAGCUGAAGGAAAUUGAAGAUAAGAUCCUUGAGGUCCUUUCCAAGUCAGAAGGAAACAUCUUAGAAGAUGAGACAGCCAUUAAAGUUCUCUCAUCCUCCAAAGAGUUGUCUGAAGAAAUCUCUGAGAAACAGGAAAUUGCCAGCAUAACUGAAAUGGAAAUUGAUGCUACUCGGAUGGGGUACAAACCCGUGGCGGUCCAUUCAGCAACUGUCUUCUUCUGCAUUUCUGAUCUGGCCCACAUUGAGCCAAUGUACCAGUAUUCCUUGAUAUGGUUCAUUAACCUUUACAUCCAGUCACUUGCGAACAGUAAAAAAAGUGAGGUCUUGGAGGAAAGAAUUGGACACAUAAUUGACCACUUCACAAUAAGCAUCUACAAUAAUGUAUGCCGGUCCUUGUUUGAAAAAGACAAGCUUCUUUUCUCCCUUCUUCUGACCACUGGGAUUAUGAAAGGGAACAAUCAGAUAGAUGAUGAUGUCUGGCGUUUUUUAUUAACUGGAGGGGUGGCCCUGGAGAACCCUUACCCCAACCCUGCCUCAGAGUGGUUGAGUGACAAAUCGUGGGCUGAGAUAGUGCGUGCAUCUGGCCUAGAAAACCUAACUGGUUUGCUGGAUCAUUUUGAGUCCAAUGUCCUGGCAUGGAAAGCAAUUUAUGAUUCUGCUAAGCCUCAUGAAGAAGAAUUCCCUAAUGAGUGGCGUAAGCUGGUGGGUCUUGAACGCAUGGUGGUCCUCAGAUGUUUGCGACCAGAUAAAAUUAUCCCAGCAACCCAGCAAUUCAUCACAGAGAAUAUGGGAAGGAUCUAUAUUGAACCACCAACCUUUGAUCUAGCUGGAAGCUACAAUGACUCAAAUUGCUGUGCCCCUUUGAUUUUCAUACUGUCCCCAGGUGCUGAUCCCAUGGCAGGUUUGCUGAAGUUUGCUGAUGAUCUUGGGAUGGACAGCAUUCAGACCAUUUCUUUGGGACAAGGACAAGGCCCGAUUGCAGCCAGGAUGAUCAAUCAGGCUAUUAGUGACGGUACUUGGGUUGUGUUGCAGAACUGCCACCUUGCAACCAGCUGGAUGCCCGCUUUGGAAAAAAUCUGUGAGGAAAUCAUCGUGCCUGAAAAUACUCAUACCAAAUUCAGGUUGUGGCUGACUAGUUACCCAUCAGAAAAGUUUCCUGUCAGCAUCCUCCAAAAUGGGAUCAAAAUGACCAAUGAGCCACCCAAAGGAGUCCGAGCAAACCUCCUCCGCUCAUACCUCAAUGACCCAGUUUCCGACCCCACCUUCUUUAACAGCUGUGAAAAAAAACAAAUCUGGCAUAAGAUGCUGUUCGGCCUCUGCUUCUUCCAUGCUCUGGUGCAAGAAAGAAGAAACUUUGGCCCUUUGGGUUGGAAUAUUCCGUAUGAAUUCAACGAAUCUGAUCUUAGAAUCAGCAUGAGGCAGAUUCAAAUGUUUCUGAAUGAAUAUGAGGAAACCCCAUUUGAGGCUCUAACUUAUCUUACAGGAGAAUGUAAUUAUGGUGGAAGGGUGACAGAUGACAAGGACAGACGUCUCCUCCUCUCGCUUCUCUCCAUAGUAUAUUGCAAAGAGAUUGAAACAGAGGAAUGCUAUCAACUUUCCCCUGGGGGGGAAUAUUAUAUACCUCCCUAUGGGACAUACCAGUCUUACAUAGAUUAUUUAAGAACACUGCCAAUUUCAACCCAUCCUGAAAUAUUUGGGCUUCACGAGAAUGCCGACAUUACGAAGGAUAACCAAGAGACCAACCUGCUUUUCAGUGGGGUCUUGUUGACCCUGCCUCGACAAGCUGGAGGAGGAGGCAAGUCUCCACAGGAAACAGUUGAAGAAUUGGCGCAGGAUGUCCUCUCCAAGCUGCCAGCAGAUUUUGACCUUGAAAAUGUGAUGAAACUGUAUCCAGUACUUUAUGAGGAAUCUAUGAACACGGUGCUUAGGCAAGAACUGAUCAGGUUUAACAGGCUUACAGAAGUUGUCCGGAGCAGUCUGAACAGCCUCCGCAAAGCCAUCAAAGGCCUGGUGUUGAUGUCUUCAGAACUUGAGGAUGUUUUCAACAGCAUGCUUGUGGGCAAAGUGCCAGCUAUGUGGGCAGCCAAAUCCUAUCCAUCACUCAAACCACUGGGGAGUUAUGUGACUGACUUAAUCACACGGUUGGCCUUUUUUCAGGAAUGGAUCAAACAGGGACCACCAAAUGUAUUUUGGAUCUCCGGUUUCUAUUUUACUCAAUCUUUCUUGACGGGUGUUUCACAGAAUUAUGCCAGAAAAUACACUAUCCCAAUAGAUCAUAUUGGAUUUGAAUUUGAGGUGAUGAAGAUGGAGCAUACCAUGCAGCAUAUGCCUCAAGAUGGAGCCUACGUAAAAGGGCUUUUUUUGGAAGGAGCCCGAUGGGACAGGAAAACCAUGCAGAUCGGCGAAUCUUUCCCCAAAAUCCUUUAUGAUUCCUUGCCCAUCAUUUGGCUGAAACCUGGAGAGAGCGCCAAGUUUUUGCACGAAAGGAUCUACUUGUGUCCUGUCUACAAAACCAGUGCCAGGAGAGGCGUCUUGUCUACCACCGGCCAUUCCACCAACUAUGUCCUCUCCAUUGAACUUCCUUCUGACCUUCCCCAGAAACACUGGAUCAAUCGGGGGGUGGCAGCACUUUGCCAGUUAGAUGACUGAACUGUAUGUACGCUACAGAUGUAUUCCUGCACAUUCUCAUUAAAAGAUGUAUACUUUG
Messenger RNA from Python bivittatus (Burmese python), 12461 nucleotides. It is a transcript of the gene DNAH3, whose product is annotated as dynein axonemal heavy chain 3. Gene Ontology annotation, molecular function: ATP hydrolysis activity; ATP binding; minus-end-directed microtubule motor activity. NCBI's taxonomy places the organism in Eukaryota, Metazoa, Chordata, Lepidosauria, Squamata, Pythonidae. The record is from RefSeq and is a predicted model, not a curated record. Gene Ontology annotation, biological process: microtubule-based movement. Gene Ontology annotation, cellular component: dynein complex.